Chara braunii is the source of this 3504-nucleotide messenger RNA. NCBI's taxonomy places the organism in Eukaryota, Viridiplantae, Streptophyta, Charophyceae, Charales, Characeae. The record is from the annotation of a GenBank genome assembly.
UGGAUAGAAGAAGAGCACCGUGCUAUCUGCCCGGAUGACGACGGUACAGCACCUGGAGUGAACGUAGAAGUUCUCUCUAUGGCAUUUCUGGGGCAGGCGACUACACUUACAGCCCGCACCGCAUAAUCACGCGCCAGGCAUGGAUCCGAAUAUCCGUGCAUACAUUCUACAUCGUCCAAGUCAUUUCAGGGCUGUCACUUUUGCAGAUAAUUCAUGGACUCUAUGGGACAAUGGCAUUAGAGUGCACACAUUAGGGAACAUCAACACUUUCUAUCAUCAAGCGGUAGAACAUCACUUGGUCUGGCUCGCCCAUCAAGAACACUAUGUCGAUGUGUACCCGCAAGUUCUACAGCUGCUGGAGAGCAAUCCGGCUGAACCGCCUCGUUCCCUUGUGCAUGGCCAGGCAGAGAGCCUUCCCUGUGUAGAUCGGACGGAUUCUGCUACGGACGGUGAAGGGGCCUCCUCACAGGACGAUGACUGUGCCAUACCAUUCUACCUUGUCCGCUGGAUAGAAGAAGAGCACCGUGCCAUCUGCCCCAAGGACAACAGUACUGCACCUGGCGUGAACAUGGAAUUCCUGUCUAUGGCAUUUAUGGGUUCAUUCUCUCGGUCGGCUGUCAAUCAAACAGCAGGAGCAAAGACAACUGUGUCUAAUAUCGUUAUGGCCACCGUUAUCUUGUUCACACUUAGCUUUAUCACGCCGUUGUUUGUUAACAUUCCUCAGUGUGUUUUGUCAGCCAUUAUCAUUCAAGCUGUCCUUAGCUUGGCUUUAGAGCACUGGAAGCAGUACAUGCUUGGGAGGCACUUCAAAGUAUAUUCUGGCCAUGAGACACUUAGAUGGUUAAAGACCCAGGCCAAGAUGACACCUAAGUUAACUAGGUGGGCCGCUGAGAUAGACCAAUAUGACUUUGAGCUCAAACCGGUUAAAGGCAAGUACAAUGUAGUUGCGGAUGCUCUGAGUAGGAGAUCAGACUACUUUGGAGCCAUAGUGCACUAUCUGGACAUAGGAAAGGACCUGCAAGAGAAAGUCCGACAGGCGUAUGCGCAGGAUCCUAUCUAUAGUGAUCUCCUCAAGAGAGUUAAGGAGGCCCCAGAGACCGAACCAGACUACCGCACUACUGAAGGACCAUUGUUUGAGAAGACUAAUGUAGUAGACCGCCUGUGCAUUCCCAACAGUGAAGAGAUCCGUAGUUUGAUCUUAGGGGAAUGCCGCGACACAGAAGGACACUUCGGUUGGCAGGAGACUUUAGCCAAUCUGAUGCGUGUGUAUACCUGGCACGGAAUGAAAGCUGAUUGCAUAGAGUAUGUUCGCGGUUGCAAAGUUUGCCAGAGGAACAAGACCACUACGCGUGCCCCUCUCGGUCUUCUCAGACCCUUGCCUAUCCCAUACCAGCCAGGAGACUCAGUCUCCAUUGAUUUUAUGGAUGCCGGUGUCAAGAGUGGACAUGGCCAGAGCCAAGUCAUGGUCAUAGUUGACCGAUUUAGCAAACCUUCACUGAUGAAACGCUUUGUGGACCGAGAAGUCAGGGAGAGCGAGAGCUUUUCAAGUGGCACCACGAUCCCCCUUGCUGCCUGGUCAACGGGUCAGCGUUGCCUCGACUCCACAAUGGCAUGCGUUGAUCGUCGAAGCAACUCCUCUUUGCCUGCUGAACGAGAUGUUUGCAAGCAGAUCGACACGGUCAUUGCGCAAAGCAAAGUGCCAGGGAACCGACCGAUUCUGCGUAAUUUGGUAAUUGGCUACUUUGCCUGCCUCCUGCUGGUCAUUGGGUUGUGCCUUGUGUCACCAUCUGUCUUACACACAGGCAUUAGGCAGACGAAAACAAGUGACCAUGUCAUUCGGAUGGCCUGGGGGCAGCUUGUGCUUAGCCAGAGUGUCUGCCGGAGUGCCAAUACCAUUCUCAUGGACUGUGUCAAACAGAAGCCUUAUGCAGAUGACAUGAUCAAGCUGUCAACUCGUUAUUCUGAGUGGAAGAUUGGGCAUGACGGCCUUGCAAACGGCAAUUCCAGCCUGGGUUUGCCUGCGCCUACGUCAAACGCCAUACGCAGUCUUUAUAAUGACAUGCGUCCCAGUUUUCACGAGAUCGACGAGAGCGUGAAUGCUAUCCUUGCUUACCAGGCGGCUAACGUUUCUAACUUGACUGAUCGUUGCGACGCCACGUUCGAGACCCAGACAGCGUCGAUAAGCUCCAACCUGAGCAAUUAUACGCAGAAAAUGAAUCAAGUACUGGCGGAGUAUGAGGUCGAUCGGCAAAGGUGCAUCGAUUCGCUGAUGGUGGUGAUGUGGGUGCUUCACGCUGUGGCCAUCCUAAUUCUUCUUGUCCAAGGAGCAUUUGUCAUUCGCCCUCUUCAUGGGAGGCUGCUGCUGUUGAUCAGUGAACGUUAUGAGUUGUUGCGGAGAAGCUUUGAAGCAGAGGCAGAAAGUCGAGGUGUUUCCCUGCUUAUGGUCUCGUACGUAAGCCAUGAGUUGAGGGAGCCGCUAGACAGUGCCAUUGCGUACAUAAGAGAUGCUGCCCAUCAUCUUCUGGAUUACAUGAGGGAGUUGCCUUCCAGAGAGAUAGAUGCUGCCAUGCUGCAGGCAGACUGUAUGGCUGCCCAGGACAAGCUGAACCAAGCAAUGCAGAACUGCCAGCUCAUGAACACGGUGAUCAGUGAUGUGGCAGACAUGCGGAGACUCGAGCUGGGGAGGAUGACGCUUGCAGUCGACUACAUCAGUGUGGCCGAUGCUGUGCGGCAAGUCGUUAGGACUCUCGAGCCGAAGCUUAACGGUAACAAAAGUGUGAGGUUGACUACAGAUCUGGACUCAGCUGUAUUGUGGAGAAAGUACCUCUGUGAUCAACAUCGACUCGAGCAGGUACUUCUUAAUCUAACAAGCAAUGCAAUCAAGUUUUGUGACGAGGGAGUCGUGACGGUGCACGCUCGGCCCACAGACGAUGGACUGCGGUUUGAAGUAUCGGACACGGGCUCCGGCCUACCUGAAGAGGCAAUUCAGAAACUCUUUGACCCAUUUAUGGAAACACCGUACGACAAGAAUGCGAACAAGUCGGGGGGGACCGGAUUGGGUUUGUACAUAGUCAAGCUGCUCAUUGACCUGCAGGGAGGAUCUUAUGGUGUGUACAGCGAGCCGAGCAUCGGCACAACAUUCUGGUUUGAACUGCCAGCCCAGAAUCUUGAGAGUCGUGUUUCCAUGGAACGAAAGAGCAUGACGUUGGAGAAGCGGAGUAACGACUCUGCCAUCCACUUCAAGAUAGCAGGACCCCCUCCCCUUGAGGCUGAGGAGCAUGCAGUGGAUGUGGGAGGGGCGUUAUCGAGCGCCAGUGUGCACACGCCAUCGCUGGUGACUGUAGAGGUUGUUUCCACGCGGACGAGUCCUCUCCUAGCUGCAGGUGGAAAGGGAGGGGCUGGGCCGCCAGGCCGUGACCCAUGGGAGGCUGCGUCGCGUAGUGACUGAAACAAGUGGCUGUGGGUCUGCCAAUGCGAGAGGGAUUCCCAUGGCCAGCGAUUGUU